GGAGCAUGUACUGUCCGUAGCAUCAUCGUGUGUUGUCUGUUUAUUUUCAGUACCACGCGUUAAAUUCUGCUGUAAUUGAAAAAAGGUUUCAUUAUAAAUAUGAAUGGAAAUGACGAACAACCAAAUGAUGGCCCUUUUCUAAUUAAUGUGUAUAAAGAUGUCCAAUCAUACUACCAGGAUGCUCUACGCUCUAUACUAACAGCCACAAGAGCUUCCUGUGAUUUGCCAGCUGCUGGAGUAGAUUUUGAUUAUUACUCUUCUUUUAAUGGUUUUAAGGCAUUCUUAGUACGGGAAGGGCAAUCUAUAUUAUCUCUCAUGACAUGUCUAAUACAGAGCCAAGGAAUUCGGGAAAAAUUCCAGGGAUCAGAAUUGGAAGAAAAAUUCGACUUAUUAACUGAAGUUAACAAUGUAAUAUUGGACAAUGUUAGUACUAAUUUAGAUGAAGCAAGUGGUCUGAAAAAAACAGAAGAAGAACUUAUAUUAGCAGUGAAACCACAAAGUAGUAUAAAUACAAGUUGGAAUAAGAAACAAUUUAACUCAAAUUGUCCACAGAGCUAUAAACUACUAACGGCAAAAAAUAUUUCUCGACCACAGUUGGCAUUUAAAGAUAAAAUUGAUAAUACUAAUUCAAUAUUUGUUCCCAUAAUUAAAGAAAAACCAAAUUCCAUAAAAACCUCUUGCUGUUAUAUUAGAGAAGAUGUGGUGACAGAGAAGAGUCCAGAGCGUAUGGACAUUUUGGGUUGCCGAGGAUUUGGUUCGUCCAAUUUAGACACAGGUCAAGCUUUGUUCAUUUUUUCUUGUCUCUCUAUAUUCUCAAGCAUUUACUGUAAAAAAAGAUUGGAUAAAAGUUUGGUUAGCAGAUUGGAGAUAUUUUUGCAUUUGAAAGAAUUCUUUAAUCCAAUUUUGGCAUUGCUUUUAGCUGAUGUGUAA
This is a messenger RNA of Stegodyphus dumicola, 930 nucleotides long. RefSeq names its product exosome component Rrp6 (gene Rrp6). Gene Ontology annotation, molecular function: 3'-5'-RNA exonuclease activity; single-stranded RNA binding; nucleotide binding. The record is from RefSeq and is a predicted model, not a curated record. Gene Ontology annotation, biological process: exonucleolytic trimming to generate mature 3'-end of 5.8S rRNA from tricistronic rRNA transcript (SSU-rRNA, 5.8S rRNA, LSU-rRNA); histone mRNA catabolic process; nuclear polyadenylation-dependent antisense transcript catabolic process. Lineage: Eukaryota; Metazoa; Arthropoda; Arachnida; Araneae; Eresidae. Gene Ontology annotation, cellular component: nuclear exosome (RNase complex); nucleolus.